AGAGCAGCAGCAGCCGCAGCAGCAGAAGGAAGCUGCUAGCUAGGUGAAGGCCCGCCGGCCGGGAAGAGCAUGAAGAGCUGGGUGCAGAGCCACCUCAACGUCGGCCUCAUCGUCGGCGUCCUCUUCGUGGUCCUCACCUAUCUCCUCGUCUCGCAGCAGGCUGCCACCACCGGCGGCACCAGAGUUGUCACAACGGUAGCACAAUGGCUCGUGGAUAAACAGCUGAAUGAAGGAGAAAGGCCCAGUGAAAAAGUCGUUACUAAGGGAGCACAGCAGAUAGUGGAUAAACAGCUGAUUCAAGCUCCCGGUGAAACAGAGGUGGUCACCAAGGUUAUGUGCAGCACGGAGGAGCGCUUGUCUGACUACUGCGAGCUUGAUGGCGACGUCCGCAUCCGCGGCAGAGCCUGGUCGGUGGACAUCGUCCCCUCGAGCUGGUCGUCGGAGCGCCGCGCGUGGAAGAUCCGGCCGUACUCUCGCCGGAGCGCGACCCACGUCGACAUGCUCAACGUGACGCAGCUGCAGGGCCCCGGCGCCGCCCCGGCAUGCACGGUAACCUACAGCAAGCCGGCCAUCAUCUUCGCGCUCGGCGGGUACUCGGGCAACGUCUUCCACGACCACGCGGACGUGCUCCUGCCGCUGUUCUACCUAUCCCGGCAGUACGGCCGCGAGGUCCAGCUGCUGGUCAUCAACCGGGUCCAGCCGUGGUGGCUGGGCAAGUACAGGCUCGCCCUGCGCGCGAUGUCCAGGUACGACGUCGUGAACCUCGACGGCGACACGCACGUCCGGUGCUUCCGGCGCGUCACCGUGGGGCUCCGCCUGCACAAGGACUUCGGCAUCGUCCCGGAGCGGGUUCCCGGGGUGCGCCUCGCCAUGCCCGACUUCACCCGGUUCCUGCGCGAGACCUACGCGCUCCCGCGCAGCGCGGCGGCGAACCCGGCCCGGGAGCCGCACCGGAGGCCGCGGCUGAUGCUGAUCCAGCGGCAGCCGCACCGGCGGUUCCUGAACGAGAGGGAGAUCGUGCGGGCGGCGGAGGAGGCCGGGUUCGAGGUGGCGGUGACGGAGCUGCACAUCGACGCGGCCGUGGACGAGCAGGCGCGGCUGGUGAACUCGUUCGACGCCAUCCUGGGGCUACACGGCGCGGGGAUGACGAACGAGGUGUUCCUGCCGCCGGGCGGGGUGCUCAUCCAGGUGGUGCCGCUGGGGAAGCUGGGCCUGAUGGCGAGGGUGGAGUACGGCGAGCCGGCGACGGAGAUGGGGCUCAAGUACCUCUGCUACAACAUCACUGUGGGGGAGAGCUCGCUGCUGGAGACGCUGGGACCGGACGACCCGGCGAUCACGGACCCGGACUCCGUGCACCGCAGGGGGUGGGCCGCGCUCUACGACAUCUACCUCACCAAGCAGGACGUCCGCCUCGACAUCGGCCGGUUCGCGCUCACGCUCGCGGAGGCGAUGGACCACCUCCGGCGGCAGUAGGGGCACCGGAGCGCAUCGAUCCGGAGGAGACACAGCCAUGCGUUCCAAUACAUCAAGUAGUAGUUCGUUAUUUGGCGAACCGUUUGCGUGGCAAGAAUACUCAGCUCGCUAUAUGUAAGUGAUCCCUAAUAUACAAAAUGUACCUCGUAUUUUUAUCGAGCGACGUGUUCUAUUUU
Panicum hallii is the source of this 1649-nucleotide messenger RNA. RefSeq names its product protein O-linked-mannose beta-1,4-N-acetylglucosaminyltransferase 2-like. The record is from RefSeq and is a predicted model, not a curated record. The transcript is spliced from 4 exons. NCBI's taxonomy places the organism in Eukaryota, Viridiplantae, Streptophyta, Magnoliopsida, Poales, Poaceae. Bases 70 to 1473 code for a protein of 467 amino acids. Gene Ontology annotation, molecular function: glycosyltransferase activity.